This is a messenger RNA of Opisthorchis viverrini, 309 nucleotides long. RefSeq lists its product as hypothetical. Lineage: Eukaryota; Metazoa; Platyhelminthes; Trematoda; Opisthorchiida; Opisthorchiidae. Bases 1 to 309 code for a protein of 102 amino acids. The transcript has 2 exons. The record is from RefSeq and is a predicted model, not a curated record.
AUGCUUUCAAUGAGGAGUUCUAAAUUGCGGCUACGGGGUGGACCAACUAUGGAUAGGUUGCACGAGAGACGCAUUCGGAUAUUUGAGGACGAACAACAGCCAACUAUUCUAUCUUCGAAUGAUACUGGAAUUUUUGGUUCAACUUCUUUCUGCUUGGAGAAAACCUUGGUGGUUAUCAGACCUACUGAAGCAUACAAACGGCAACCAGGGACAAAAUUGGGACAAGGUUUAACACCCAUGAGUACAGCCUUAAAAACCAAACCACCCAACGUUCAGCUGACAGAAUGUCUUCCCAUGAAACCGUCGUAG